AAUCUAGCAUCAACGUCUGUAGUAAACGAUCGCCAUGAACGCUGGGGAAUUGCUCGCCAACACCCUAUCACCAGACCAGGCUACGCGUGAGGAUGCGACGAACAAGCUUGAGUCUGCGUCGCGGGAGAACUAUCCCGCGUACAUGCUCAUGCUCUCCGCGGAGCUUGUCAACGAAAAUUCCCAGGUCUUCACCAGGAACGCAGCAGGUCUCGCCCUCAAGAACGCCCUGACCGCUCGAGAGAGCUCGCGGCAGACUGAGUUCUCUAGUCGCUGGUUAGCGGUUGACAACGACACGAGGAGCAAGAUCAAGCAAGAUGUCCUCAUGGCUCUCCAUUCUCCGAGCUCAAAAGUGGGCAUCGUGGCCGCUCAAGGCGUCGCCGCCAUCGCCAAUGUCGAACUUCCCGUAGGCCAGUGGCCCGAGUUGAUCGAGAUCCUGCUCGGGUUCGUAAACAAUGCCGCAAACACCCCUCUCCGGAUCGCCACUCUUAAUGCAAUCGGUUAUAUCUGCGAAUCAAUAGACCCUGACGUUUUGGCCGUUCGCGCAAAUGAGAUUUUGACCGCUGUCGUCCACGGCGCUAGGAAGGAUGAGCCUUCGCCUGAAGUGCAGCUUGCUGCUAUCCAGGCGCUGUAUAACUCUCUGAGCUUCAUCCGUGACAACUUCGAACGCGAGGGCGAGCGGAAUUAUAUUAUGCAGGUCGUCUGUGAGGCCACACAAAACCCAUCCAUCCCAGUCCAAGUGGCUGCUUUUGAGUGUCUCGUGCGCAUCAUGAACCUUUAUUACGACAAGAUGGCUUUCUAUAUGGAACGUGCUCUGUUCGGCCUCACCGUUAUGGGUAUGAAAUCUUCCGAAGAGCAAGUUGCACUCCAGGCCAUCGAGUUCUGGACCGCAGUUGCUGAAGACGAGACGAACAUGGAGUCCGAAUGGCAAGAAGCCCAAGAUGGACUGAUCGACGCAGAGAUCGAGGAACCAAAGUAUUUCUCCCGUAUCGCCCUGCCAGAAAUAAUCCCCGUCAUUCUCAUGCUGCUCACCCGCCAAGACGAGGACGCCGACGAGGACGAAUGGAAUGUCGCCAUGGCCGCUGGCACCUGUCUCAACUGGCUCGCUCAGGCCGUGCACGACCCCAUCGUCCCCGCUGUCAUCUCGUUCAUCGAAGCCAACAUCAAGUCGCAGGACUGGCAUCAGCGCGAGGCUGCCGUCAUGGCCUUCGGUGCGAUUCUUGUCGGCCCAGACCCCAGCGUUUUGACGCCACUCGUCAACCAGGCUCUGCCUAUUCUCAUUGACAUGAUGAGCGACUCGAAUGUCCAUGUGAAGGACACGACGGCGUGGACGCUUGGCAGGAUCUGCGAGGUGUUGUUGCAGUGUAUCAAGCCCGACGUGCAUCUGCACCCGCUCGUUUCAGCUCUGGUGAACGGAUUGUCAGACAGUCCUAGGAUCAUAGCCAACUGCUGUUGGGCGCUCCAGCAGCUUGUCGAAGGGCUUACGAUCGCGUACGGCGAUGAAGAAGGGGCCACCGGAUUGCUCUCGCCAUACUUCGAGGGCACCGUUACCGCACUUAUGCGUGUUACUGAGACUGCUGGGAACGAGUCGAACUUCCGCACGGCUGCGUAUGAGGCCAUCACGUCGUUCGUCACAAACGCCACGGCGGAUGUUAAAGGAGUCGUCGAGAAUGUCAUUAUGACCACCUUGAACCGAAUGGACCAUCUUCUCGGUGUUCAGAACCAAAUUUUGGGUAUGGACGAUCGGAAUAAUUGGAACGACCUGCAGAGCAACCUUUGCAGCGUCACUGUCAGUGUGGUCCGCAAGCUCAACGAAGGCAUCCUACCAUUGGCCGACCAAAUCAUGACCCUAGUCCUGCGGCUCAUUCAAUCCGCAGGCAAGGCUUCCACCAUCCUUGAAGACGCUUUCCUAGUCGUCGGUUCUCUGGCAGCAGCCAUCGAAAGCAAAUUUGCGCCCUACAUGCAAGCCUUCCUCCCCUUCCUCUACCCAGCCCUCAAAGCCUAUGACGACACCCAACUCUGCACCGUCGCCGUCGGCAUCAUCGGCGAUAUCACCCGCGCCGUGGGCGACCAGUCGGCACAGUACGCGAGCGCGUUCGUCACUGUUUUGCUCGAGAACCUGUCGAGCGAAGUCCUCAACCGGAACGUGAAGAUCUCGAUCCUAGCGUGCUUUGGUGAUAUCGCGCUGGCGAUCGGGCCAGAGUUUGAGCCAUAUUUAGACACGGCGAUGACGGUGCUUAGGCAGGCAUCUUUGCUUCAGCCUAACCCGUUGGACUAUGAUUCGAUUGACUAUGUCACUCAAUUGCGGGAAGGUAUCCUCGAUGCACACACCGGGAUCGUCACUGGGUUCAAGAACACCGAGAAAGUCCACCUGCUCAUCCCAUACGUUCCUGCCAUUCUCGAGCUCGUCAAUCUCAUCCUUGCCGAUGAGAACAGCGGCGAGCCACUAGAGAAGGCCGCCUUCGGCAUCGUCGGCGACCUGGGCGACGCGUUCCCAAACGGGGAGAUCAAGCAGUAUUUGUUGCAGGAUUGGUUGCAUGCUCUGCUUUACAGCAAGCAGAGAUAUACGUCAGACACGAAGAAGACGAUAAGGUGGGCGAGAGAGAUGGUCAAGCGGGCGACGGCAUAGAUGCUUCGAUGCCUAUGGCGACGAGCGCAUGGUCGUUAAACACCCCGGUUAGUUUUGAAGGUUUCGAGAUUUGGUGGGUGUUGGGUGGUUCUAUGUUGUGUUUGUCUGUUUGGCGUCCUUGUUCUCGUUUGUUCUACGCUUUCAACGCUUGUUGCACGCUUCUUCUUUCGGUCCACCCUUUGAUACAGUUUCUGUCUGCCUUCUUUUUCUUUCGCCCCAUCCUGUUCUGUCAUCAUCAUUCAUCUUGUGCAUGCAUCUCAUCUUUAUAUCACUUUUCUUCUUUUUGCACCCAUUUCUGUUUUCGCGGGAGAGUUCUUACGUUUCGUUUUCUCUUUCUGUUAUGCAGUAGGGGCCAUGGCGAUGCGCGAGAGCGCGCUCGCCGUGACAAGCUCCAAUAAAGGUAGGUCCGUAGCAGUGCGUCCGGUUGUGGUAUAUGUCUAUGUGUCUCCUUUACCCCUCGUACGAAGUGCGUACUAUAUGUGUUUUAGAGGAUUAUGAACGAACCCUCCUUCCCUCUUCCCUUUACUUACUCCUCCGCCCUCGAGAUUAUGACCGUGAAUUCCAAUUGGUUGUGUUCUUCUCUUUGUCGUCCUGGCCCUCCUUCCCCGCUUUGAUCACCAUCCCAAUUGUAUCCAUUUUUUUCUCUGGUUCAAAUGCUGCUUCGUGUGGGAACAGGCUGUCACUUUCUUUCUUGACCUGAGUCCUACCGUGACGUCCACUAGUCGUUCACCAUUCGAAUUCAAGGGAGGACUAUGCCGACGCUUCCUUGUCUGUGGCCUUGUAAACCCUUUGUAUACCUUCGCACCUCUUCAGGGUUCCCCGUUGAGCUCCUUCGGACGUCAUUCGC
This is a messenger RNA of Stereum hirsutum FP-91666 SS1, 3473 nucleotides long. Its product is annotated as karyopherin Kap95. Bases 35 to 2626 code for a protein of 863 amino acids. Gene Ontology annotation, cellular component: nucleus; cytoplasm. Gene Ontology annotation, molecular function: nuclear import signal receptor activity; small GTPase binding. The transcript has 14 exons. Lineage: Eukaryota; Fungi; Basidiomycota; Agaricomycetes; Russulales; Stereaceae. The record is from RefSeq and is a predicted model, not a curated record. Gene Ontology annotation, biological process: protein import into nucleus.